GGAACCUGUUACCUACCCCAUCUUUCUCUCAACUACCACAACACUUCACUUUACAUUCUGAAAUUUCUUUUCUUCUCCAAACUGCAUUUUACUUUACUUUUCUUUCAGAGAUGGAGGCUAAGCUGUUGACUGCUGCCUCUUCCACCUGCAUUUCUAAUCCCUCGCCCCGUUUCGCACACAAAUCUUGGGAAAGGAAUUGCACCCUCCCAUUUCAGAGCUCCACCAAUUUCAGGAUUCGCGCUCGAGCUUCAGCAGCACCUACUCUUGGAUUCGAACCAAAACAAAGGAUAGAUGAGAGUGAGUGCUAUACCCUUGAUGGCAUCAGAAACUCAUUGAUACGCCAAGAGGAUAGCAUUAUAUUUGGUCUUGUGGAGAGAGCUCAAUUUUGUUUCAAUGGAGAAACAUACGAUCCUAAUGCUUUUUCCGUGGAAGGAUUCAGCGGCUCUUUGAUCGAGUACAUGCUUAAAAAAACCGAAAAGCUUCACGCAACAGUUGGAAGAUACAAGAGUCCAGAUGAGCAUCCUUUCUUCCCUGAUAUCUUACCAGGGCCAGUGUUGCCUCCACUUAAGUAUCCACAGGUUCUCAAUCCUGCAGCAGACACUAUCAAUAUUAAUGGUCAAAUUUGGGACAUGUAUUUCAAGAAUCUCCUCCCUAGAUUAGUUAAAGAAGGUGAUGAUGGUAAUUGCGGAUCCUCUGCUACAUGCGACACAAUAUGUUUGCAGGCUCUGUCAAAGAGAAUCCACUAUGGUAAAUUUGUAGCUGAAGCGAAAUUUCAAGAAUCCCCUGAUACCUACAGUGCUGCCAUUAAAGCAAAAGACAGAGAUGGACUAAUGGAUUUGCUGACAUACCCAGAAGUGGAAGAGGUUAUUAGGAGAAGAGUUGAGAUGAAAACCCGAACAUACGGGCAAGAAGUGACUCUCUCUGGUGGUGAAGAGGCAGUCUACAAAAUAAACCCAAGCAUAGUUGCUGAUCUUUACUGGGAUUGGAUCAUGCCAUUGACAAAGCAAGUUCAGGUUGAGUAUCUUUUGAGAAGACUCGAUUAAAUUGAAACGAGGAGGUUGAAGAAGGGGAUCUGAAUCUGUUCAUAGCAUACUAUUAGUUCAUUUAUGUUUACAUUUGUUGAAUCAGUGGAGAACUUUUGUUGUGAUUGCUUCUAUGUAUUUGUAAAAUUUCAAGUAUGUUGUAAUUCCGAUAUUGAUCCUGUUGAUAUUUUUAGCACUAAUUUGUCUUA
Salvia hispanica is the source of this 1231-nucleotide messenger RNA. Its product is annotated as chorismate mutase 1, chloroplastic-like. The record is from RefSeq and is a predicted model, not a curated record. Gene Ontology annotation, cellular component: cytoplasm. Gene Ontology annotation, molecular function: chorismate mutase activity. Lineage: Eukaryota; Viridiplantae; Streptophyta; Magnoliopsida; Lamiales; Lamiaceae. Gene Ontology annotation, biological process: aromatic amino acid biosynthetic process; chorismate metabolic process.